AUGAGAUUACCAAUGACCAUCAGAGACUCUGACACGAAUGAGACUUUUCCAAUCCAAGACCAACAACUGGUACUGCAGCUCGCCAAUGUUCUCAAUGACCUCAAUGGAAAUGACUCUUCUCUGGCUGUGAAGUUCAUUCCAUGGAUCCAAGCGAGUGACAACACGCCUGUUGCAACAUCCAAGAGACGACCUGAUGGUACCAUUCCAGGAAAGAAGGAAGUGGCUGCGAACUCAUCACUGGCAGAUAUUGUCACGUGGUCCAAUGCAACUGCCGCUGAGGAAGCAAUCGAUGCUCUGGAUACUGUGAAGGCUCUUGACAAGGAAAGAGUCAAAUUUUAUGCAGGGAACGUUUUCCGCGCCCAUAAACAAGCUGUGGAAAAAGGCUUGUUCGAUUUUUCUGAGGUCGAGUACCUACGCCAUGUCAUUGGUACUGAUUUGAAUACCACCGACGAAGUUACCACAACAGCUGUUUCAUGGCCGAUGUGGGAGUUUGAGACAGUAUACUUUAUGGCCAAUGAGUGGGCAACCAUCGACAAAGGAAUGAGCCGUCUACCAGAAGCAUUCCGGUCGCUUGUUAAAGACCGUAUAUCGUUCAAUACCAAAGUCAAUGGCGUAAAGUAUAACAAGGAGACGAACACUCUGACAGUGACUCAUCGUCCAACUGGAGGUGACCCAAGCGAGGCUUCAACGUCGGAAGAGUUUGAGUACAUUUUCAACAGCGUUCCAUUCAAUCUCUUGAGAUUUUGGGAGCUUCCACCUCAUUCGUCGUUGAUGCGUCGAGCUAUUGAUAGACUUGUCUUUGAUGGAGUAGUGAAGGUCGCCAUCCAGUACAAGGAAAGAUUUUGGGAGCAUCUCGAACAUCCCAUCAUUGGAGGUUGUGGAAGAAUCAACAUUCCUGGAAUUGGACAAAUAUGUUACCCAUCCUACGAGAUCAACAGCACUGGUCCUGGUGUCAUGCUUGCAGCUUAUAUCUCGUCCUCCGAUGCGCGAGUCGCUUGCGCCAUGCCAGAAGAGGAGCACAUCGCAUACAUCCAGAGGGCGAUGGUUAAACUACACGGCCCCAUUGCAGAUGAGAUGUGGACUGGAAACUAUGAUCGUCACUGUUGGGAUAACGAUGAACACCACGCCGGAUCUUGGGCAGUACCAAUUGUCCCCCAGCAACAGCUGUACCUUCCGGCUUACUGGCAGACGGAAUUCAAUACCGUUUUCAUUGGUGAACAUACAGCAUAUACUCAUUCGUGGAUAUUCAGUGCGUUGGAGAGUUCGGUACGAGGGUCGGUACAGAUGUUGCUUGACCUUGGGCUGGUAGAUGAGGCCAAGGAAGUGACAAGGACUUGGAUGGCAAGAUGGAUCAACUUGUGAGCUACUUUAGUGAGCUGGGAAAGUCUAUAAGAGCUCUGGAAAAUAGAGUUAUGCGAAUGUGAAACAGGGUCCGGUUUGCGCCAUUGUAUGACAGAAGCUAUCUCAUGAAAGGAUAUAUAUAUAUAGAUAGAGGUGUCAGAAGAUAUGGAGAAAGUUCUCUCUGACUCUGCG
Messenger RNA from Cadophora gregata, 1533 nucleotides. RefSeq lists its product as uncharacterized. The coding region runs from base 1 to 1362 and encodes 453 amino acids. The record is from RefSeq and is a predicted model, not a curated record. Gene Ontology annotation, molecular function: polyamine oxidase activity; L-amino-acid oxidase activity. Lineage: Eukaryota; Fungi; Ascomycota; Leotiomycetes; Helotiales; Ploettnerulaceae. Gene Ontology annotation, biological process: amino acid catabolic process. The transcript is spliced from 3 exons.